AAUCAGUGCAUUGUGGCGGGCUCCGUUAUGAAUCAAACGUUUGUCAUAUUUUCACACUCAAUGUCACGCACUGGAAAAGACCGCAUUACCGUGUGUUCGAAAAAUUUAUUCUUUCUAUCCAAAGUAUGGGUUUAUUGUAAAAAAAAAAUUGUACCAAAUCCAGUUUUUUGAAUAAAUGCUAGUGAUUUUUAUCGAAUCAAGACGAUUAAAGUAAUAAAAAAGUACAUAUUUUGAUCAGCGAAACAGAAAAAAAAUCUCACACAGAAUAAUAAGAUGGAUGGUUCCAAAGCGAUGACACUUUCUUAUGCGGAUAUGGUAAAGAAAUCAUUACAGAUCAAACCGGCUAUCGUACCAAAGUCGUGGUUUGAGCAGAUUGAUGAAUCUGAAAAGCAGUUGAUGAGCCGAUCAAAUUCCAUGUCGACAGUUUUGAGCGACGACACAAUGACAAAUUACAUACGAUCAAAUGUGAAACGCCACAGUAUUUCACAUUCGGUGGAUUCGGGCCAAAUUUCCGAUAUGUCAAGUGACAAUGAAACUUGCCAAAAAUGGCACAACGUCAAAGAUCUCGAAGAUGAGUUACGAAAACGAAAGGUGAAACUGGCAGUCCAUCGACGAACAUCAGUUGAUUCAUGCGGCACAUCAUCCAGUACAUGCUGCACGGAUUCAAAUUGCUCAACCGAUCACAAUCAACUGAAACUUAUGUGCCAACAACGAUGGCAGAGUGUGAAAAAAAUGCAAAAGGAGCGGGAAACGGAUGAAGGUGUUUUGGCCAGACGUCAAAAGCAAAUUGAUUAUGGCAAAAAUACCAUCGGAUAUGAAUUGUAUACAAAACAAGUGGCAAUUGAUCAACGAGCGGAAAAUCAUCCAAAAACACCAGACAUGAACCAAAAGUACAGUCGACGAGCGUUUGAUGGAUUGAUCAAAAUUUGGCGCAAGCAUUUGCAUAAGUUUGAUCCGGAUUGUUCCGAAAUGUCUGAUGAACAGAAUUAGCUCGGCCGAUGACAAUAAUACAACGUUUUUUUGAGUUUAUUUGACUUUUGUUAACUAUUUUUUUCUGACAAUUUCUUAUUAUUUAAUAUCUAGACGAAAUGCCUCAAAUUCGCGUUUCGGAUGAGAGACAGCAUUACAGAACGAGAACUUAUGAUUAGGGCUAGAACAUGUUUUUAGGGGGAAAAAAAUGUAAAUUAUUGCUAUAAAGGGAAAUUGUGCGAAAAUCAGAGCCAAUGAAGUGGGCUGCAACCAUAUCAGAAUCGAAUAGGUAAAAUUUUGAUGAUGAUGAUGAAUUUACAUUAUCAUUGUGGCUCGAGAAUUUAAUAUCCAAAUGGUGUUCAAAUAAAAGUUUAAGAGAAAAAAAAAUGUUGAACUAGCAAUUAAGUACACAUGAAGUAGUACGACGCUCUUAGGUUUAAUUUGAUUUUGCUCUCAUCGAACUUUGUGACUCAUCAUAAAUUUCACCUCAAUAAAUUGAAUAUAUUCUGUUGAUGACGCUAAUGGUUCGCACACCAUGAACAUCAACUUUAAUACCAAAGUCGUAAAAAAAAUGAUAAGCUGGAUGGAUUUAAGGCCAAUGUAUAUAAAAUGUAACACACAAAACGUGAGAUUCUUUUUUCCUUUGUAAUAAAAUAAAUUUUCUGUACAUCUCAA
Molecule: messenger RNA, 1644 nt
Organism: Sitodiplosis mosellana (orange wheat blossom midge)
Lineage: Eukaryota; Metazoa; Arthropoda; Insecta; Diptera; Cecidomyiidae
Product: histone RNA hairpin-binding protein-like
Exons: 4
Coding region: 274-990 (238 amino acids)
Biological process (GO): mRNA transport; mRNA 3'-end processing by stem-loop binding and cleavage
Cellular component (GO): cytoplasm; histone pre-mRNA 3'end processing complex
Molecular function (GO): histone pre-mRNA stem-loop binding; mRNA binding
Source: RefSeq, a predicted model, not a curated record